Messenger RNA from Oppiella nova, 1896 nucleotides. The record is from the annotation of a GenBank genome assembly. Lineage: Eukaryota; Metazoa; Arthropoda; Arachnida; Sarcoptiformes; Oppiidae.
GUUGCAUUUGAUGCCAAACGUAGCCAUACUUUGCAGUCAAUGCAACCAAUGAUGCAAUCGUUCAGUCAUUCAAUGCUUGCAUACAUUCACUCAUCUAUUGGCGAGUCUUUGAGUGGUGUUUGGAUCAAGUGGUGAGCCAUGACUGCCACCAAUUCGUAUAACUUUUGGAUGGAUGAACUGAACGGAUGCCGCUAUAUAUUGGCCCCAAUGGUGGAUCAGUCGGAACUGGCCUUCAGACUACUGGUGCGACAAUAUUAUGGCAUUCAAUGCUGUUAUACACCAAUGAUUAACGCAAACGCUUUCAUCAAAAACAUUAAAUACCGGAACCAAUGCUUACAAACCACUCCUGAAGACCGACCACUUAUUCUUCAGUUUUGUGCCAAUAAUAGUGAAGUCUUGUUGGAAGCGUCAAGACUUGCGGCCAAUCAUUGCGAUGCCAUUGAUAUAAACCUCGGAUGUCCUCAAUCAGUGGCUAAACGCGGACAUUACGGCGCUUUCCUUAUGGAUGAAUGGGAUCUCAUAUAUGAAAUGAUAAAUCGUGUUUCAACUGAAAUCCAAAUCCCAAUCACUUGUAAGAUAAGGAUUUUUGCAGAAAUGGAUAAAUCGGUUGAAUUCGCAAAAAUGUUAGAAAAAGCCGGCGUUUCGCUGAUUUGUGUUCACGGGAGACGUCGUGAACAAAAAGGUCCGUUGACUGGAAGGGCCGACUGGGAGUACAUCAAAGCUAUUAAAAAUGCGGUUAAGAUUCCUGUGUUCGCGAACGGGAAUAUCCUUUCACUAAACGAUGUCCACAACUGUUUGUCGGAGACAGGAGUGGAAGCCGUGAUGUCUGCUGAGGGCCUUCUCCACAAUCCGGCCCUUUUCACGGGCAAAAGGGUUGCCGUUUGGACGGUUGCCCAACAAUACCUAAAGCUCGCCAAACAAUAUCCCUGUCCACUGUCUUUCAUUAGGGGUCAUAUCUUUAAGUUCUUCUAUCAUUGCUUUACUUUGCCUGAGAAUGAAGACUUGAGGGAAAGGGUAGCGAAAGCGCACUCAACCGAUGUCUUCGAAGACGUGACACAACAGUUGAAGAGUAGAUAUGAAGAGAUAUAUGAAAGAGAAGCCAAAAAUACAAACAAUUGGAGUGACAGCACAAGUGUUCCGCCGUAUAUCUGUCAGUCCUAUAUUAGACCCGAACCCAAAUCGACGGAUCCAUUGAUGGCAACAAAAAGAAGUACUGAAGAGGAGGACAAUUGUGGAGAAGAAUGUGAAAGAAGAAUAUCGAAGAAGAAGUUAAAGCGAAUGAAUCGAAUGGUUAGCUGUGAAGAGAGGGUCAAAGUGGGGAACAAACGAAUUCUGUGCGCUUUGUGUCCCAAUCCGAAGGGAGAGAAAUGCGAUUAUGGCAUCUGUCGGACCUGUUGUCGCAAAAAGACAUAUUUAGAAACACUGGACUGCACCGGUAUGUCACCCAUUGGUUGUUGAUUUGGUGGCGAAUACAUCAUCCCUGGCAUCGACCCCAUCGACCCGUUUGAACACGAGUUGGACCGCUCUCUGAGUCCUUUGUUGUCGGCGGUCGACAUCUUCGAGAAGGCCAGCAAAGUGUCGGGAAAGUUGGGGGGAGUGGCCGGGGUGUUGGCCGGGAUGUGCACCCCGGCCAACACCCCGGCCACUCCCCCCAACUUUCCCGACACUUUGCUGGCCUUCUCGAAGAUGUCGACCGCCGACAACAAAGGGCUCAGAGAGCGGUCCAACUCGUGUUCAAACGGGUCGAUGGGGUCGAUGCCAGGGAUGAUGUAUUCGCCACCAAAUCUAAUGCCAACCAAUAUCGAGUACUUAAUGCAACCGCUGGACAGACAUCUAAUCAGCGAUAACUCCACUACUCUUCUCUACCUUCUCUUCAGUCGAGUGACGAUUAUAUGA